This is a messenger RNA of Oncorhynchus kisutch (coho salmon), 3132 nucleotides long. RefSeq names its product polypyrimidine tract binding protein 2b (gene ptbp2b). Gene Ontology annotation, biological process: mRNA processing. The transcript has 14 exons. The record is from RefSeq and is a predicted model, not a curated record. NCBI's taxonomy places the organism in Eukaryota, Metazoa, Chordata, Actinopteri, Salmoniformes, Salmonidae. Gene Ontology annotation, cellular component: nucleus. Gene Ontology annotation, molecular function: RNA binding. The coding region runs from base 124 to 1752 and encodes 542 amino acids.
UUUUCCGUCUCUCGGCACACUUCAUGACAGCAUUUGCGACCAUUUUGCUGACGUGCUUGUGUGUCUGAGUGGAGCUGAGGUUUAAAGAAUAAAUAUAUACACGAAAAUAAACCUCAUUCGGCAAUGGACGGCAUUGCCACUGAUGUUGCAGUUGGCGUGAAGAGAGGCUCAGAUGAAUUAAAUCUCUACAGCACCAGCCCUAACUCUGUGACUGCUAACGGCAAUGACAGCAGUAAAAAACUGAGAGUAGAGGACAGGAUGGAGAGUCCCCCAUCCCGGGUGCUCCACAUCCGGAAGCUGCCCAGUGAGGUGUCUGAGACGGAGGUCAUCGCCCUGGGCCUACCGUUCGGCAAGGUCACCAAUAUCCUCAUGCUGAAGGGCAAAAAUCAGGCGUUCCUCGAGCUGGGUACAGAGGAGGCGGCCGUUACAAUGGUGAACUACUAUACGGCAGUGACGCCUCAGGUCCGCAACGUCCCAGUGUUCAUCCAGUUCUCUAACCACAAGGAGCUCAAGACAGACAGUGCUCUCAACCAGCGUGCACAGGCUGUCCUCCAGGCAGUGUCGGCGGUUCAGGAGGGUGGCUCUCCCAACUCUGACACCAGUGCGCUGGAUAGUGUUCUUGCGCAGGCCCCCAGCCCUGUGCUCAGGAUAAUCAUUGACAACAUGUUCUACCCCGUCACUCUGGACGUCCUCCAGCAGAUCUUCUCCAAGUUUGGAACAGUCAUGAAGAUCAUCACGUUCACCAAGAACAAUCAGUUCCAGGCCCUGCUUCAGUUCAGCGAACCAGUCAACGCCCAGCAAGCCAGACUGUCCCUGGACGGCCAGAACAUCUACAACUCAUGCUGCACACUGCGGAUCGACUUCUCCAAACUGGUCAACCUCAAUGUCAAGUACAACAACGACAAGAGCCGCGACUACACCCGGCCCGAGCUGCCCGCCGGCGAUGGCCAGCCCUCCCUAGACCCUGCCAUGGCUGCCGCACUUAACAAGGACUCCUCCCUGCUUGGUACCCCCUCAGGAAUGGUAGCUCCCUACUCUAGCGGUGGAGGGUUUCAGUCUUCUCUCUCCUACUCGCAGGGCGGAGGAGCCAUCAGUCCUCUGAGUGCUGCGGCCGCAGCGGCGGCCGCUGCGGGGAGGGUGGCGCUCUCCGGACACUCUGGCUGCAGCGGUGUGCUCCUGGUCAGCAACCUCAACGAAGAGAUGGUUACGCCCCAAAGUCUGUUUACCCUCUUCGGGGUGUACGGUGAUGCUCAGCGCGUGAAGAUCCUCUACAAUAAGAAGGACAGUGCUCUCAUCCAGAUGUCGGACGGGAACCAGGCCCAGCUCGCAAUGAGCCACCUGAACGGCCAGAAGAUGUUCGGGAAGAUAAUCCGUGUGACACUCUCCAAGCAUCAGACGGUGCAGCUGCCCAGGGAAGGGCUGGAUGACCAGGGCCUAACCAAGGACUUCACCAACUCCCCCCUGCACCGCUUCAAAAAGCCAGGCUCCAAGAACUUUCAGAACAUCUUCCCUCCGUCCGCCACGCUCCACCUCUCCAAUGUCCCGGAGGACGUGACUGAGGAGGAUCUGAGACAGCUGUUCUCUAACGCAGGUGGCACUGUGAAGGCAUUCAAGUUUUUCCAAGGCCACAAAAUGGCGCUACUCCAGAUGUCUACAGUCGAGGAGGCCAUCCAGGCCUUGAUGGACCUCCACAACUACGACAUGGGCAGCAACCACCACCUGAAGGUCUCCUUCUCCAAGUCAACCAUCUAGAUGAACCACGCCAUCACAACCCACCCCAACCCCUUCUCUGACAAAUCUCAAUGUGUGGUUCUCACCUGUUCAGUCCCCUCGGGAGACCACAAUGAUACUCACCUCCUAGGGAAAACAUUUGAACCAGUCAUUCCUUUUUAGACAAUAUUGAUUAUCAAAAGCCCUCCACUCUAGAUGUGACGGUAGUUUCUACGAUGUCAUUGUCGUAAAACAUCACCUGUCUAGGUCCCCUUAUCCCUCUCCGCCUUAGUUUGUGUGGUUGGCAAGCUCCCUCCCUAUGUUCUUCACGAGAAUGAAUUGGAUUCCCUAUUUUUCUUAGAAUGAAUCAGCGAAAAUGUGCCUUACUCAGCAAAAUAUUCUCAUCGUUUUGCCUCCUUACGUUUCUAAAAGUGAUAGAGGUCUAGGCACAUUCUGUUUGGUUGUGGUUUCUGUUUUGUUUUCCCCUCCCCUUUUACAUUACUUGACGUUCACCCAUUUGAAAUGUAGAUUUAAUAGUUUUGCUUUUGCGCUUUGUUGAUGAUUAACCUGAUUUAGCGUCUUAGAUAAGGAAGCCCAUCUCUAUUCAGUUGGUUGGGUUGUUUUGUCCCAAACAAGACAAGGCAAGGCCAAUUUGUCCGGGUUGAGAAUGAUUACUGUAAAGGCUGUUGACGCCAUUGUACACUUCACCUGCUAAGGAUGACUGCUUAGAUGUUCCCUUACUGACUGUAAAUGCUGUCUAAAUGUUUUUCAAACCUUACUUGCGUAUGUCAAUGUUCCCCUUUUUUGGUCAUUUUUUUUUUCUUCCUUUGAUUGAAAAUGGCAAUGACUCUCUUUGAGCAUGUACUAAUGGGUCAUGGUAGUAGUGAAGACAUGUUGCUGUUGCAUGCGUCCAACAUCCAGAUGGGCAAUGUGUUCACUGGUCAAAGUGCAGUAUGAUUGUACAUGAGGACGGACUACCUGUUGGGACCAAAGUAAAUGUGCCUAUAGUCCUACUUUACAAUUGAAUUUAAAAGAUAACUAUUUUACAAAAACAAAUGUGGAUUAUGUGUUUGAUAGGGGAAAAAUACAAAUCAAAAUCAAAACCCUCGCAGAAUGUUUCUCCUUGAUUUCAAUAAUCUUCUGUGGUGUUUUUUGGUCAAGAAUUACCCUUAAACUACACAACUUCAGUUGAAGCAACAACAACAAAAAGAUUGGAAUGUGUGGGGAAAAGUUAUCAAUAUUUUCUACAUGGAUUGAGUUUUUACAUCUCAAUUGUAAUUAUCAAUAUAGUUUGGAAAAAGGCACGAUUAAAAGCUCAUUUUCUACCGAGUGAGUCCAUGUUUGAUGGUUCCUGCUGUGUGUACCUACUCUGAUUUACAUCUGUAGCAUGCUCAAUAAACUUUCCUGUAGCUCUAUUCACCC